AGACACCGUGAAGAGCGCUUUUAAACGAUAAAAAGGAAAGGAGCAACUCUCACGAACUCAAAUCCUUGAAGCUUUGCAAGUGUCUGCCAUGGAUUAUCUCAAGACAGUUGUGCCCUCACAACUCAUUGCGGAGCGUGGCUCCAACCUAGUCGUCAUCAACCCAGGCUCAGCCAAUGUAAGAAUAGGUUUGGCACAGCAGGAUUGCCCGAUUAGCGUCCCGCAUUGCAUUGCUAGACGAACAUCGCAGGUUCCUAAAAAAAAUGUUCAGGACCAGUUGCUUAAUUCUCAGAUUACCACAGUGCAGCACAUGGAGCGUGAAAGGGCUUAUGACAUUAUUGCAUCUUUGUUGAAAAUUCGAUUUCUGGACGAGGAGGUGAUGAACGGUCAAUAUCCACAAAAGAUGGGUCGUGUGGAUGCGCUUCCUCAGCAAAGUAAUAGCAAAAAGGAUACAGUUAUUCCAUGGACUGAUGUGUUCGAGAAAGGAACAUCUUCAUCUUCAGUAGAAGUUAACCUUGUUACAGGAAGUUCGCAGAGAUUGGGGGAGUCUUCUACCCAAAAUGAAGAUAAUGUUGAUGAUGGCCCCAGUUCAACUGAACCUAAGUAUAGAGAGUAUAUCAUUGGUGAGGAGGCUCUCCGAAUACCACCUAAUGAACCAUAUUGUUUGCGACGACCUAUUCGAAGAGGUCACUUCAAUAUUUCUAUGUAUUAUCCGGCGCAGCAGGUAAUUGAAGACAUGCAUUGUAUCUGGGAUUGGGUUUUGACUGAAAAACUGCACAUACCUCCUAGUGAAAGACACAUGUAUUCUGCAGUUAUUGUUGUUCCAGAGUCUUUUGAUAACCGCGAAAUGAAGGAAGUUAUAUCUGUUGUUCUUAGAGACUUGCAUUUCAACACAGCAGUGGUCCACCAGGAAGGCCUUGCUGCAGUUUUUGGGAAUGGUUUAUCAACAGCAUGUGUUGUGAAUAUUGGUGCUCAAGUUACUUCAGUUAUCUGCAUUGAGGAUGGAGUGGCACUGCCUACUACUCAGAUUAUUCUACGAUAUGGUGGAGAGGAUAUAUCAAGAUGUCUUCUUUGGACUCAGAGGCAUCAUCAGACAUGGCCAGCAAUCCGCACUGAUCCUCUGACAAGGCCCAUAGACUUGUUGAUGCUGAAUCAGCUUCGAGUGUCUCACUGCCAGAUCAGAGAAGGUGAAGUUGAAGCUUUUGCAGUUGUCCACUCUUAUGAACAUGGUGCACCACCAGGAUUUCACAAGACAAGACUAACUGCGCUUAAUGUUCCUCCAAUGGGUUUGUUCUACCCAAUGCUUUUGGUUCCGGAUGUUUAUCCACCACCGCCUCGGACAUGGUUCAGUGACAAUGAGGACAUGCUGGAAGAAACGUGGGAUUUUUCCAGAAGAUCAGACAUGUCGGAUGGUUACUUCUCUGGUGGUGGUGGUUAUUUUCCGAUGUGGGAUAACUACCCUAUAUUUCACUCAAAGCCAAAAAAGCAGGAUUGCAUUGGACUUGCUGACGCCAUCACAAAAAGUAUUCUUUCAACAGGGCGUAUAGAUCUGCAGAGAAAAUUGUUCUGUAGCAUGCAAUUGAUAGGUGGAGUGGCCAUGACAGAGGGUCUUAUUUCUGCUGUUGAAGAGAGAGUAUUGCACGCAAUUCCUUCCCAUGAGGCCAUUGAUACUGUGGAGGUCUUGCAAUCUAGAACAAACCCUGCAUUCGUGCCAUGGAAAGGUGGAGCUAUACUGGGAAUCCUUGAUUAUGUUCGCGAUGCCUGGAUACACCGCGAGGAUUGGAUCCGAAACGGUGUUCAUAUACCGAGUGCUAGAAAGUACAAAGAUUCAUAUUUUCUACAAGCACAAUCCAUGAGCUACAUAAAUAAUUAGGUAACAAAUGUAUCAUUCCCUUCACUAUUACAUUUUACAUUUUCAUUGUAGCAGCAGAUUGAGAAUUAACAAGUCUUGCGACAUAUAUAUCAUCAUUGAUAAUUGAUUUUUAGAUCUGUCUUAUUCUACAAAAAUCAAAUAAGCAUCACAAUACUGACCUCUGACUUGGUUUGAAUAUUUCACAAUUUUCUGUAUCUGCCAAUUUUGGUAAUUAUAUUUUAUAAACUUUGAGUUUGGCAAAUGAGUUGAAUUUAUA
Messenger RNA from Andrographis paniculata, 2126 nucleotides. RefSeq names its product actin-related protein 9. Gene Ontology annotation, cellular component: Ino80 complex. The transcript has 20 exons. The record is from RefSeq and is a predicted model, not a curated record. Gene Ontology annotation, biological process: double-strand break repair; regulation of DNA-templated transcription. Bases 89 to 1870 code for a protein of 593 amino acids. Lineage: Eukaryota; Viridiplantae; Streptophyta; Magnoliopsida; Lamiales; Acanthaceae.